AUGAUACCAAAUAGACUGGCGAGAAUAGCCAGAAGGAGUACACUUUGGUCUUCAUCACCAUUAUCAACAACAGGUGUCUAUCCAUCAUCAUAUUUACAGGUGCACGCAUUUUCUUCGAUAUCAUAUCAACAGCAACACCAACAACAGAAUCAACAAAGUCAGCAGCAACAACAAAGACAAUCUACAUCAAAUGUACGCAGCCUACUAUAUGCAUUCUCCCUUGGUUCAUUAUUUGGCUGGAAGUACAGCCAUGACGAACAAUUGGAAGCGCUGCCAGAGCGUAGGAAGAACAAACAACCAAUAGUAGACUUUGACGGCGCGUUGGAAUGGUACCAGACCUAUUACAUAUUGCCAGAUCAAGACAACUUUGUCCAAGCCAUCGCCCUCCUCAUUGGCAAGGAGUCACACAACUAUCUAAAGCAACAACUUACAGCACCAUCAUCGUCCAAGUCGGGUGGCGACAACCACAAUGUCAGGAUACAGACCAUUCAAUCAUUCUACUACUUCCCAAUGGUUGGCUUCAUGGCCGAGAUGUUCAGACAGAAUCCCACAAAGGUCAAGACAUGGUACGAUGCACUGAUGAGCCGAGAGGACAUUACUACCCCUUGGCGUGCGUCGUCUCUUGGCAGUCUCGACCCCUCCAUGUUGCUGGCACUCGCCGUCAGUAUGGCCGGGUCACAGGAGUGUCUUCAGAUACAAGAGGCCUACGUAAGAAACACACUGGGCAAGGGUGCCAGCGACGAGCGAGUCAAGCAAGGUGUGGAUUCAUUGCGCAGGUGGUCAGAGAUGCAGAGUGAUCAACUACCCACCUACCCUCUGAUAAGGAUUGGCGAGUACUUUUGCACGGGCAAGGAGAGCAUCAUCGAGGACAUUGCAAGCACAUGGAGAACAUCACUACAACAUACAAAUGACAACAACCAACAGCAACAGAAUAGAGAUAUGAUCAUUAAUGAACUCAACCAUGCGAUUAAGCUAUUGGCCAAGGAUGCCAAGGCAACCAAGAUACUACAAGAUGAACUGACCUAUCAUUUGACGAUCCAGAAGUCAUCCACUUCAUCGCUGUCGUCAACGGCAUCAACACAAUCAAAUAUUAAAUCACCUCAGCUACUGGCGGUUGCAACGACAACUACUCCAACAGGUGGCUAA
Messenger RNA from Acytostelium subglobosum LB1, 1146 nucleotides. RefSeq lists its product as hypothetical. NCBI's taxonomy places the organism in Eukaryota, Evosea, Eumycetozoa, Acytosteliales, Acytosteliaceae. The record is from RefSeq and is a predicted model, not a curated record. The coding region runs from base 1 to 1146 and encodes 381 amino acids. The transcript is spliced from 2 exons.